Messenger RNA from Mercenaria mercenaria, 1707 nucleotides. RefSeq lists its product as uncharacterized. Lineage: Eukaryota; Metazoa; Mollusca; Bivalvia; Venerida; Veneridae. The transcript is spliced from 3 exons. The record is from RefSeq and is a predicted model, not a curated record. Bases 421 to 942 code for a protein of 173 amino acids.
AGUGUAAAUCAUAGAGAAAAUAGUUAUCAACUGGUUCAGUGUAUGUUUUCUCACGAGUGAAAUGUAGAGGUUAAUUGAAAUGUGAUUGCUAAAUACAUUUAUGUAUGGAUUUAAUGUAAUGUAAAUGUAGACGUUCGUUUUGUGUUUAAUCGUUGGAAAAUUGUAUUUACUUAUGAUAAACGUUUGUUACAAUUUUGUAAAUAGGGAAUGUAGUCAAGACAAUAUUCAUAUCUUGCAUUUCACUCUUAUGUUUUUCACUGGACGAAGAAUGACUUAGAGUGUAAUAUUUUACUGAGUUUUAUGUUGAAUCACUGAACAAUGGGAUAUACAUAUAUGUGAUAAAUGUCACACAUACUUUAGCCACCUUUGGAAUUUUCGCAGAGAUAUGUAGCCAGGAGGGUUGUGUAUUAAGUUCUCUAAAUGGAGAAUGGUAUAAUACCAUUACGACACGGAAGUUUACCUGGUGCUCUACGACUGCCCAAGAGAUAUGAAAAGUUCACCAAGGAAAUAAUGUCACCUGCUUCGAAACGGAAGUCAUCCAUUGCGUAUGCACAGGAAGAAAGCGAGGACGAACGAAUGCGAGAUAUGAUGCAAGCCAUCAUGUGGGUUAAACAGGAGCUAAUACUGCUUAGGCAGCAUGAUAUUUUACUCAAGAGACAAUUCUGUGAUAUCCAACACACCAUAAAUACCAUGAACAAAUCCAGAAAGUAUAGGAAAAGUCCCGCGACAGACUCUAACACAAGUCUGCAGUCUAAUGAAGGGAGUGACUUCGGGUUGGACAAUUAUUCUGUACGGUCAGCGUCAAGUGUUACCGCAUUAGACGGUACAGACACCGAAGAAGACGAUGAAAUAGGCCUUUUCCGACCUCGUACAUCUUCUAUGAAAACCACGCGGGAUUUGGCAGCUCUCGCGAGACGGAGAGGAAGCAAGGAAUUAAUAUAAACGUUCUAUAUCUUGUUUCAAACAGACAGGAUCUAUAUUAGUUUUACAUGUGCAUAAUUGUUUUGCAUUAAACACCUAGUCCAGGACGAGUUUAGUGUCCAAAUGCCCCUUCAUUUUUGUACAUUUAAUUUUAGCUUACCUGUAUCAUGCAUUAUUGAUAGAUUACAAUCAAUUGUCCUUAUGUGUUGCCCGGUAAAUACUUUACUUUCGCCGUAUUAAUCGGGCAAAAACUACCUCUUAAUGCCCAUGGUAUGAAAUUUUACGGUGCCAUUAAAACGCAAACUCGGCUAGUUAGGAAUUUAACGUAUUCUCGGUGAAUAAAACUGAAAGGAAAUCGGGACUCUGAGAAGAUGUAAAUGAACAGUAUUUAGUGAUCAUGUAAAAACAUUAUGGUUGUGAAAGACGCAUUGGAUUUUUCCAAGUAGUUUUGACAGACCCGUUUAUAAUUGUUAAAAAGUGUAUCGACUUGUGUGCAUAAAUAGAAUGACUUGUAAAUUGUAACAACAGAUGCUGUGACGGUUUCAUCAACUUAAAGUGCUCUCAUUGUGCUGGAUGAAUAUUUUGUAUCUCUUCUUUUUAUACCGUUUGUUAUAUCGUGUAUGUACAUCGGGAAAUAAUAAAAGAACCGAAAAUCAAUAUGGAAUGUUGUUUGAAGAAUCGUCUCUGACGCUUAACUACUUAUCAACCCAGAUAUACGCGCGUAUGUUUCACAUCUUUUAUAUAAAUGUUUACAGCAAAAUGCAAUUAAAACACAUUUUUAGAAGA